CGACAAACCCCCGGGGGUGCCGCUGAGUUCGUCGUCCCCGUCUCAUCAGAGCCAGGAAAAUUUUAUACGCUCCCUCAAAGUCCUCAACAAUUCAAACAGUUGCUCAUGAUCGGCGGAUUCGACCGUUAUUAUCAGAUUGCUCGCUGCUAUCGCGACGAGGGCAGCAAGCAGGAUCGACAACCGGAGUUCACCCAGGUAGAUUUGGAAAUGUCGUUCGUCGACGAGGAAGGCGUCAUGCAGCUGGUCGAGGAGCUGAUUAUCAAGUCGUGGCCUCCGGAAUGGGACUCCGAAAAACCCUUACUGCCUUUCCGCCGAUUGACCUACGCGGAUGCGAUGAAUCAAUAUGGCACGGAUAAACCUGAUACUCGUUUUGGAUGGCUUUUGCAUGAUGUCAGUCAAUGUUCAGAUACUCCACAUGUAUCCAUAGGAUGUUUCGUGAUUCCCGGCAUCGAUGGUCAAUCGUUGGUCAUCCCUUCCAGCAAGAUGGCCGAAUUUCGCCACCUGUUGACAACGUAUCACAGUAGUUUCGCUGCCGAAUUCACGGUUUUGCCGUGUACUUGUGAACAAAGCGAUUCCUCACUGAUCACGACAAUGGAAAUGAGGAAAAUAUUUGACUAUCUUCAGCUUUCCGGCAACAGUGGUAUGUUUGUGGUGUCAAAGGCAAAGGAUAUGAAACACGUGCAGCAAACGUUGGGUUAUAUCCGUCCUAAAAUCGCAGAUUUUCUCUUCGAAGAAGGCGUGAAAGUCAGGAAGCACAAAUUCAGUUUCGUGUGGAUUACAGAUUUUCCUUUGUUCAUGGCCGAAAACAACGUAUGGCAGAGUGUUCAUCAUCCAUUCACAGCCCCACUAGAAGCAGACGUGGAAAAGGUGUACACUGAUCCCGGGGCAGUUACCGGGAGGCAUUACGAUCUGGUCCUGAACGGGGUCGAACUUGGAGGAGGCUCGAUCAGGAUCCACGAUUCCCGGCUUCAGCGUUACAUUUUACAUGACGUUCUCCACGAGGACUUUUCAACAAUGAGUCAUCUUCUAGAGGCUCUGGAAUACGGGGCUCCUCCUCAUGGAGGAUUUGCCAUCGGCCUGGAUCGCUACAUCCUCUGUCUCACGAAUUCCGCGUCGAUUAGGGACGUGAUCGCCUUUCCAAAGAGCAACACCGGUCGCGAUCCAAUGUCAGACGCACCGGCUGUUUUGUCUGCCCACACACUUGAUAGAUUUAACAUAAGAGUCAAAGAUAACAAAGAUCAUUAG
Molecule: messenger RNA, 1245 nt
Organism: Soboliphyme baturini
Lineage: Eukaryota; Metazoa; Nematoda; Enoplea; Dioctophymatida; Soboliphymatidae
Source: the annotation of a GenBank genome assembly